Messenger RNA from Acyrthosiphon pisum (pea aphid), 2571 nucleotides. Its product is annotated as phytoene desaturase. Gene Ontology annotation, biological process: carotenoid biosynthetic process. Gene Ontology annotation, molecular function: oxidoreductase activity. The record is from RefSeq and is a predicted model, not a curated record. NCBI's taxonomy places the organism in Eukaryota, Metazoa, Arthropoda, Insecta, Hemiptera, Aphididae. The coding region runs from base 104 to 1690 and encodes 528 amino acids. The transcript has 3 exons.
CAUACUCCUGCGAUACCACAAUCGCGACUGUGGUCGUUCCGGGCACCAGUCCAACAAGAUAUAUCCAGGAAGGGGUUGCCGCCAACCAAAGAUAACUGAAAAAAUGGUGGUUAAAAUUAUCAUUAUCGGGGCUGGCGUUGGUGGUACAGCAGCAGCUGCUAGACUUAGCAAAAGAGGAUUUCAAGUAGAAGUUUUUGAGAAAAAUGCAUAUAAUGGUGGAAGAUGUUCACUUAUUCAACACAAAGGACAUCGAUUUGAUCAAGGUCCAUCAUUGUAUCUGAUGCCUAAAAUAUUUGAGGAGACAUUUGAAGAUUUGGGAGAGGACAUUAAAAAUCACAUCGAUUUAUUGAAGUGUCCUUCUAAUUACAGUGUACAUUUUCAUGACGGGGAAACAUUCGAACUUACCACAGAUAUAUCGAAAUUAUCUCGUUCUUUAGAAAAAUACGAAGGCAGUGGUGAAUCAACAUUAAUUAACUUUUUGAGCUAUUUAAAGGAAACUCAUGUACACUAUCAAAGGAGCGUUAAAGUUGCACUCAAGACUGAUUUCCAACAUUGGUAUGACUUUUUCAAUCCGAAACAUAUACCAGAUGUAAUCCAACUGCAUCUAUUGGACACAGUUUACAACAGAGUUUGUAAAUAUUUCAAGAGCGACUACAUGAGAAAGGCAUUUUCAUUCCAGACUAUGUACUUGGGAAUGUCACCAUAUGAUGGCUUAGCUCCCUAUAGCUUACUGCAGUACACCGAAAUAGCGGAAGGGAUUUGGUAUCCGAAAGGGGGUUUCAAUAAAGUUUUGCAAAGUCUUGAACAAAUUGCCGUACAAUAUGGGGCAAAGUUCAAUUAUAAAACCAAUGUCCAAGAAAUAAUAGUGGACGACAAAGGAGUGGCAAAAGGAAUCAAAAUGGUGAAUGGUGAUGUGGUAAAUAGUGACAUUGUAAUUUGUAAUGCAGAUCUCGUAUACGCGUACAACAAACUUUUGCCAAAAACAUCAUACGCCAAUAAGCUCGGGAAAAAAGAACUCACUUCAUCCUCGAUAUCAUUCUAUUGGUCAAUGAAAACAAUUGUGCCACAGUUGAAAGUACACAACAUUUUUUUGGCUGAAAAAUAUAAAGAAAGUUUCGAUCAAAUAUUCAAGGAUCACACUUUGCCCGAUGAACCAUCGUUUUAUGUUAACGUACCUAGUCGCAUCGAUCCGUCAGCGGCGCCAGAAGGAAAAGACACAAUCGUGGUUUUAGUACCGGUGGGGCAUAUAUCGAAUGUACCUAAUAUUGAUUUCGAUAAACUUGUGGAGAGAGCAAGGGAACAAGUAAUCGACACAAUCGAGAAAAGAUUGAAGAUUUCCAACUUCAGAAGUAUGAUCGAUCAUGAGAUAGUAAACGAUCCGAGAACAUGGCAAAAUGAAUUUAAUUUAUGGAAAGGGUCUAUACUAGGAUUAUCUCAUUCAUUAUUUCAGGUUCUAUGGUUUAGACCUAGUUUGAAAUGUAAAAUAUUUGAAAACUUGUACUUUGUCGGCGCUUCAGCGCAACCUGGUACUGGUGUGCCAAUAGUUUUAUGUGGUGCAAAAAUGCUAGAAAAACAGUUGUGCGAUAGGUUCUUGGACAGUAAAGUUGAAAUAAGCAUAUGGUCGAAGUGCGUUUCAUUUUUAAUCGGUCUUCUAGCACUUCUGAUUUUUUGGUUUUUUUUUAGAUUUUAGUAAUAAGCUACACCUAUGGAACACAUUUAUGUGUUAUGUGUGAAUAUAUAUAUAUUACGAGUUUAUCAUUUUAUUAUUGUAAUUCACUUUAAAUUCAUAUUAUAAGAUGUAAUGUAAUGGUUGAAAAUAAGCAAUGUUGACGUUUUAUGUAGCCAUGUAGGUACACUUUUAUGUAGUUUAAUAUAUACAUUGUAAAUAAGUUAUGAUUAAAUGGUUUAUUGUGAGAAUGGUAUGAAUACUAUAAUAUAUACACAUAUCAUUUAUAUUGUAGAUAAUAACUAAUAUGUAAUAUAAAUGUAUUAAAAAUAUUAUUGUUAUCUAUAUAAUGUAUAUACUCACUAUAAUACAUUCGAUUAUCUUACGGUGUUGGAUAUUUUAAAACUGAAGUAUUAAACAUUUGAGCAUAUUUUUUACUUUUAUACUUUUCUAAAAUGUAGCUUUUACAUUUUAGUACAUUUAUUUAUGUAAAUUUAACCGCAGCAAAAGAAGUAUACCUAAAAUAAUUAUACAUCAACAUAUGUAGAGUACAGAGAAAAAACCAGAAAAGUAAUUUUAUUUUCAAAAUUGUGGUUUCGCUAUCAAAUUAUUUGUAUUGGGGUAUUCUAUAUUUUAAGCGUUUAAACUAGAGAAAAAAAUAAAAAAUCAGAUUAUUCGAGAGUUAUGACCGCCGAAAACUUAGGCAUACAGCUAUAGUUUAGAAAUUAAAAACGCGUUUUUCUGGGAAUGAAAGAAAAUUGACUUUUCUGGUUUUUUCUCUUUACCCGUGUUAUAUGAAAAUUGUUUUUAAUUAAAAAUUACUAAUGCUAUUAUUUAAAAAUACUAUACAUUUAAUUUAUUUAAAUGUGUGCUAACAUCCAUAUAAAUGAUUAAUUAUUGUUUUA